UCUCCCCCACUGCCAGACGCAUGGAGGCCUUUGCCCCCGACCUUGACGCAGCUACCCAUAUCUGGUCAAGGGGUUUACUACAGCCUAGUCGCCAGAGGCACUCAUACACUCAUACGCGCACUUCCUUAGGCGCUGCCCGUCCUCCUUCCUGUUGGAAGCCGUACAGACACGUUGGUCACCCGUGGACACACCGCCGCACCAGCCAUGAGUCCAAAGAAAGAGGCAGCAUCCCAGGACUUCCUGGACGCCAACCAAUACUCCCGCGACUCCAUCCUCCGCUACGAGAGGAUCUUCGGGCACACCUGGGUCUCCACAGGGGGAGAAACGACAACCAAGGAUUUUUUGAUUAAGUUAGGCCUGGAGCCUGGACAACGCGUGCUGGACGUGGGCUGCGGCACGGGCGGCUCGGCAUUCUUCAUGGCCAGGCACUAUGGCGUGUCCGUCCACGGCAUUGACCUGUCCAGCAACAUGAUCAACAUUGCUCAAGACCGACUAAACCGUGAAGAAAAGAUCAUCCAAGAAAAAGUGACGUUCGAGCUUGGGGAUAUAACCAAGAUAGAGCUCGACAUGAACAGCUAUGAUGUUAUUUACUCUCGAGACACCAUCCUGCAUAUACCAGACAAGGAGGGACUCUACAAGACUUUUUUCACGUGGCUUAAACCCGGAGGCGUCCUGUUUGUCACGGAUUACUGCCAGGGAAACCAAAAACACUCACAGGAGUUCCUGGACUACGUUCGUGCGCGAGGUUAUGACUUACGAACUGUGCAUGAGUACGGGGAGGUGGUGCUGCAGGCAGGCUUCCGGGAGGUGCAGGCAGAAGACCUCACCAAGACCUUUAUCUCCAUCCUCACCAAUGAACUCAAGUACUUCGAGCCCCAGCAAAAAGCUUUCAUCAAAGACUAUUCUGAAAAGUCUUACGAAGAUAUUGUCAAUGGGUGGAACGCCAAGCUGGUUCGCUGCAAGGCUGGAGAUCAAGCUUGGGGAAUGUUCAUUGGUAAGAAGUAACAAGGAGGAUUGCAAUAUCUCAAGUCUGUUUGUAAAAAUUAAAAGUAUCAUGAAAAA
Molecule: messenger RNA, 1062 nt
Organism: Eriocheir sinensis (Chinese mitten crab)
Lineage: Eukaryota; Metazoa; Arthropoda; Malacostraca; Decapoda; Varunidae
Exons: 7
Coding region: 205-1005 (266 amino acids)
Source: RefSeq, a predicted model, not a curated record